This is a messenger RNA of Petromyzon marinus (sea lamprey), 4079 nucleotides long. RefSeq names its product solute carrier family 12 member 4-like. Lineage: Eukaryota; Metazoa; Chordata; Hyperoartia; Petromyzontiformes; Petromyzontidae. Gene Ontology annotation, biological process: chloride ion homeostasis; chemical synaptic transmission; potassium ion homeostasis. Gene Ontology annotation, cellular component: plasma membrane. Gene Ontology annotation, molecular function: potassium:chloride symporter activity. The record is from RefSeq and is a predicted model, not a curated record.
AAGAGCCAGGAAUACAACACACAUUCUCAGCUGUCCUCUCCACGCCCCAUCAUCACCACCACAUCACAGCCAAUGGCCAACCCCCUCCUCCUCCAUUCUCAAGCUCACAGCCUCCGCACUCAACGCAGCCAAGAUCCCAUCCAGCGAUGCUCCGGCAACAUUGAACAUCGGGCGAGACUCGAACGCAGAUCUCUCUCUCGCAAUUUGCAUGUCCACAUCACAUUGACGUUGUGUGCACACACACUCACUCACUCCGCAUGUGUGCGCACAGCUAAAUGACAUCGGGUAUCGGCGGUCUUGUUAUCGGCCGCGUGCUGCUGUAGCGGCUUCUGCUUCUCAUUCUGCCAAGCCAAAGGGUGACCACACGCAGCGGGCCAUGGCGCAGUCGGUCCGCUUCUCGGUGACCCCGGCCUGCACGGACGACGAGGAGAGAACGAGAGACGACGAUGGUGACGGUGACUGCGGCGGUGGUGGUGGCGGUGAUGGUGGUGGUGAUGGGCACACGGGGUCUGCGGACAGAGGCGAGAGAGGCGACAGGCAUCGGCGUCCAAGGACAUCGGCCGGCGUGGGUGACGGCAUCCACAAGGAGGACUACCCUUUCCUGCACGCGGGGGACGACGAGCUGGGGGAGGGAUGCGACAAAAACCUGGCGCUCUUCGAGGAGGAGAUGGACACACGGCCGAUGGUGUCGUCCCUGCUCAACCGCCUGGCCAACUACACCAACCUCCCCCAGGGGGCACGGGAGCACGAGGAUGCGGAGAGUAUGGAGGGGGCACGGAAAGCGCCUCCCAAGGCCCCCAGGAUGGGCACCUUCAUGGGCGUCUACCUGCCCUGCCUGCAGAACAUCUUCGGAGUCAUCCUCUUUCUGCGUCUCACCUGGGUGGUGGGCACGGCCGGCGUGCUGGAGGCGUUCUGCAUCGUCUUUGUCUGCUGCUGCUGCACCAUGCUGACUGCGAUAUCAAUGAGCGCCAUCGCCACCAAUGGUGUCGUCCCGGCGGGCGGCUCCUACUUCAUGAUCUCGCGCUCGCUGGGUCCCGAGUUCGGCGGCGCCGUCGGCCUCUGCUUCUACCUGGGCACCACCUUCGCUGCCUCCAUGUACAUCCUGGGCGCCAUCGAGAUCCUGCUGACGUACAUCGUUCCGUCGGCGGCGAUCUUCCGCGCCGAGGACGGCGGGAGCGAUGCGGCGGCGAUGCUCAACAACAUGCGCAUGUACGGCACGGCCUUCCUCGCCUUCAUGGCCGUAGUGGUGUUCGUGGGGGUCAAGUACGUCAACAAGUUCGCCAUGCUCUUCCUCGCGUGCGUCAUCCUCUCCAUCCUGGCCAUCUACGCCGGGGCCGUCAAGACGGCCUGGAGUCCGCCGCACUUCCCGAUCUGCAUGCUUGGGAACCGCACCCUGUCGGGGAAAGACUUCGACGUCUGCGCCAAGACGACGCUGCAGGAGAACGACACGCUUGUCGCGACCAAGCUGUGGAGCUUGUUCUGCGACUCGACCUUCCUCAACGCCUCCUGCGACGAGUACUUCGACCUCAACAACGUCACCGAGGUGCCGGGCAUCCCAGGCAUGUCCAGCGGAGCCAUCCUCGAGAACGUGUGGAGCAGUUACUCCGGCAAGGGAGACCUUGCCGAGAAGGCCGGGGUGGAGGCCCUGGGCGGAGGGGAGUACCCGAGCCGCUCGCUGCCUUACGUGUUCGCCGACAUCGCCACCUCCUUCACUGCCCUCGUCGGGAUCUUCUUCCCGUCCGUGACCGGCAUCAUGGCCGGCUCCAAUCGCUCGGGGGAUUUGAAGGAUGCUCAGAAGUCCAUUCCCAUCGGGACCAUAAUGGCAAUCGCCACCACCUCCACUGUGUAUCUCACCAGCGUCAUUCUGUUCGGAGCCUGCGUCGAGGGAGUCGUCUUAAGGGACAAGUUUGGCGAGGCCGUGAAGGGGAACCUGGUGGUGGGCACCCUCGCCUGGCCAUCGCCGUGGGUCAUCGUCAUCGGAUCGUUCUUCUCCACGUGCGGUGCGGGCCUCCAGAGCCUGACGGGGGCGCCCCGUCUGCUGCAGGCCAUCGCUAAGGACAACAUCAUCCCCUUCCUGCAGGUUUUCGGCCAUGGCAAAGCCAAUGGGGAGCCGACUUGGGCACUGCUGCUCACGGCCGGAAUCGCCGAGCUCGGCAUUCUCAUCGCGUCGCUCGACAUGGUGGCGCCCAUCCUCUCCAUGUUCUUCCUUAUGUGCUACAUGUUUGUGAACCUGGCCUGCGCCGUGCAGACGCUCCUUCGCACCCCAAAUUGGCGGCCGCGCUUCAAGUACUACCACUGGGCCCUCUCCUUCCUGGGCAUGAGCAUCUGCCUGGCGCUCAUGUUCAUCUCGUCGUGGUACUACGCCAUUGUGGCCAUGGUCAUCGCCGGGAUGAUCUACAAGUACAUCGAGUACCGCGGCGCGGAGAAGGAGUGGGGAGACGGAAUCCGGGGGCUGUCGCUCAGCGCGGCGCGAUACGCCCUCCUGCGACUGGAGGAGGGCCCGCCGCACACCAAGAACUGGAGGCCGCAGGUCCUCGUUCUGCUCAAGCUGGGCGAGGGCAUGGAGGUGAGGGCUCCGCGCCUCCUCAGCUUCGCCUCGCAGCUCAAGGCCGGGAAGGGCCUCACCAUCGUGGGCUCCGUGCUGCACGGAGACUUCCUCAGCAGCUGCGCAGAGGCCCAGGCAGCGGAGCAGUCCAUCAAGAGGCUGGUGGAGACCGAGAAGGUGAAGGGCUUCUACCAGGUGGUGGUCUCUCCACGCGUGCGCGACGGCAUCUCGCACCUCAUCCAGUCGUGCGGCCUCGGGGGCAUGAAGCCCAACACCGUGGUCAUGGGCUGGCCGUACGGCUGGCGGCAGAGCGAGGACCCUCGCUCGUGGAAGACUUUCAUCGACACGGUGCGAGCCACCACGGCCGCCCAUCGGGCUCUGCUCGUCGCCAAGAACGUGUCGCUGUUCCCCGCCAACUCGGAGCGCUUCGCCGAGGGCACCAUCGACGUGUGGUGGAUCGUGCACGACGGCGGCAUGCUCAUGCUGCUGCCCUUCCUCCUGCGCCAGCACAAGGUGUGGAGGAAGUGCAAGAUGCGCAUCUUCACCGUGGCGCAGCUAGAAGACAACAGCAUCCAGAUGAAGAAGGACCUGGCCAUGUUCCUGUACCACCUGCGCAUCGACGCCGAGGUGGAGGUGGUGGAGAUGCACGACAGCGACAUUUCUGCGUACACGUACGAGCGCACGCUCAUGAUGGAGCAGCGCUGCCAGAUGCUCAAGCAGAUGCGCCUGUCCAAGUGGGAACGCGAGAGAGAGAUCCAGAGCAUCACGGACGUGUCGCGGGGAUCAAUCCGCGGCAAGCGCCGCCGCGGCGGCGGCCCCGGCGGCCCCGGCGGCCCCGGCGGCCCCGGCGGCGCCAACGCGACGAGCGACACGGACGAGCACGGCACGACGACGGGGUCCGAACCGGUGUCGCCCGAGGAGGCCCAGCUGGUGAGAGACUCGAGCCGGCAGUCCCACUCCGAGAGCCUGUGCUCGUCGGAGGAGGAAGGAGGAGGGUGCGGAAGCGGAGCCGGCGCCUCCGGAGCCGGAGCCGGAGCCGUGGGCAACGAGGUCGGGUCUUCUCGCGCCGACGCCGUCACCGACGGCGACAAGAUCCACAUGACGUGGACCAAGGAACGCGAGCAGCGCGGCCAAGCGCCACCCAGCGCCAACACUCCCGAGGGCUUCCGCGACUUGCUCAGCAUCAAGCCGAACCAGUCGAACGUCCGGCGCAUGCACACGGCCGUGAAGCUCAACGAGGUGAUCGUGAGUCGCUCCCACGACUCGCGCCUCGUGCUGCUCAACAUGCCGGGCCCCCCACGCAACCCCCACGGCAACGAGAACUACAUGGAGUUCCUGGAGGUUCUGACCGAAGGCUUGGAGCGCGUCCUGCUUGUGAGGGGUGGCGGUGGCGAAGUGAUCACCAUCUACUCCUGAUUCGGACGGGAGAGAAGCGGCCGCGUUCCCGGUGCUGUGGCUCGACAACAACCCUGCAACAAAAACAACAAAAACAACGAUCACGCUGGAGGGGGAGGGGGGGGGUGGUGUUGGGCAC